Molecule: messenger RNA, 915 nt
Organism: Caenorhabditis remanei
Lineage: Eukaryota; Metazoa; Nematoda; Chromadorea; Rhabditida; Rhabditidae
Exons: 3
Coding region: 1-915 (304 amino acids)
Biological process (GO): embryo development
Source: RefSeq, a predicted model, not a curated record
AUGAAAACGAUCGCUUAUUAUCUAACAUCCGAAUCCAUGUUCAAUAUUACCGGAAAGUCCACCUGUUGUUACCUGCACUUGACAUUAAUGCCCCACCCCGGAGAACAUGGAAAUCCGAUGAAAAUAUUUGGAAUGGAGCCAGGUACCGUAUGCUGCUCUAAUUAUUCUGAGUCGUCAAAUGUAUAUUUGUACCGAAAACAAAAAGAAGCCGUCAUUCAAGGAGUUCAUGAAUACCUUUUCCAGUUCUUUGGAUCUUCUAUUAAUUAUACAAUCUUUUCGCAAAAAACAACGGAAUUACCUCCAAUUCUCAAACAUGUCAGCGGCAGUGAUAUCUGGGUACCAGAUGAUAAAACAGAAGAGGAGUUGGAGUCUUAUUUCACUGAUUAUCCUAUCCAGAAAUAUCUUAAACUAAGUGGCAAGUUAAAUAGCAGAUUUAUUCCAAAUUCUGUUGUUUAUCGAAAUGAAUACUUGAAAAUCGACAGUGGAAAUUAUGGAGACGAGAUGUUGCACAACUUCAAAGGAAGACAUCUUAUUUUUAUAUACACGAAUUUCCGUGAUUCUACUAUUAUUCAAUUUCUAAACAAAUGGAAGUCUAAUCAAGGAUUUCAAAAUUUGAAAGCUUUGUUUAUUAAUUUGUUCGACAAGGUGUUCGACAAUCUUGAAAUAAUGAGGAAUAUCGAUGUAAAACAUAGGAAACCAUCAGAAGACGCGCUACAGGUUAAGUGGAGAGAUAUGAAAACGAUCAGCAUACCCCACACUUGCAGCACAGAGGAAAAGAGAUUAGAGAGUCGGGACUAUUUGAUCAGAGACGGAGAUGGUCAAGGAGCUUCUGUAGAGAUAACUCCAAAGGGUCUUUCGUUCGUCGUCUGGAAUUCAACUGAAAACACGCAUAUAAUGGGAAGCAAGAAUGAUUGA